AUGGCAGAAGGUGAAUCUGAGGGCGACAAAGCUGCCGACCAAGUGCCUGGCUCGUUGCCUGAGGAGUUCUUGCAAUUCCUAGAUGCCAAUGGUGUCCCCAAAGAGGUCUUUACUGGUGCCAUCCGGCAAGAGAUCCCUCGCUAUGUCCGUGUGAAUCCGAGGGUCCUCCGUCUAUGGGCUGCAACUUGCAGCUGUGUCCCACUGCUGACAUUCACCAGAAUUCUGGACCUGAUGAUUUGCGAACGCUGUAACCCUUUGCAAGCUCACGACGUUGUGAUCUGCGAGGAUGCAAGUUGGGCUGCAGCUUUGAUCUUGUAUUUCGCGAGCGGUUGUGAAGGACUCGAUGCAGUAUGGAGCUACAUGGAAGAAAGAAGAAUGCUGCAGAUGGAGCGACUUUCAUUCCUGGCGUAUACCAAGGAAUUGACAACUCUAGUACACAAGUUUGGAAAGCCACCAGUUGGUAUGCUCAAGUUCGAUGAUGAUGACAGACAGCAGGUCAGAGCAUAUUAUGCGUGGCAAUACUUGCAUGUACUUGUAGGUCGCGGAAAUUUCAGCGAUGAAAGGGAGGAAGAAGUUGCUGACAGGCAGAAAGAUCUCCCAGGAAAACGAGCUUUCGAUGUCGCAAAACAAAAAUGGACAGAAGCUCAAUACCAAACAGACAUGGAUGACGUGGCUGACAGGCUCCGUGAAAAUGUUGUGCGAGCAGGGUAUGGUACCAAGCUUCUCACUUUUGAUGCUUUUUGGCAGGAAUUGUGGUGCAUCGGGACUCAAGGAUUUGCAGCACAAUCCAAGUUCAUGCUCAACAUCACACGGAAGCUGAACGGACAAAAGGCUGCCACCAGCAGCAAAAGAUACAUGAUCAGAUUGACCAAGAAGGGGGCGAUUAGCCUACUGUCCAAAGCAGAGCUCAGGAAAAGGCUCGAAGAGGACGGGAUCUGUUCGAGCACCGGAAGUCUCAAAUACGAAGAGGAAGCAGUAAGGACCCUCUUCGCAGGAGAUGUGGUGCACUACUUGAUCUCCGCGUGGGCGACAGCCAAAUUAGAGGAAUCUAUGUACCGGGGCUCAAGCAUUGUGACGGACCUGGGAUUGCAGGCCAUCGAUGAGCUCAAAUUCAUGUUGCGUAUGUCCGAACAUAUGCACAGGCGGACGUGGGCAUUCGCCUACGACUUCCGCAAUUUUAACGCGCAGCAUUCAAAGCAGGAUAUGAAACGCUAUUACCAGUUGCUUAAAGAAGCUGGGACCCAAAUUGAUCACAAUUACGAUUGGAUCAGGGCAAUGGACGGGUUGUUGGAGAGCGUCGACAACACCUGCAGACGUGCCACUGGUGACAAGAAAUUUGUGAGAGCAUUGUCUGGGCUUCUUUUUGGUAUACGUGCAACACAAGGGAUUAACACAUCUAUGAAUAUCUCGUACAUGGACGUGAUAAAUAGAUGCAUUGACAGGAUCAUUCGGAGUACAUUCACGUUAGAUUCGAAAAGCCAUGGUGAUGAUGUGAAUGCUCUGAUCGACAGUUGGUUGUGCGGUAUCCUCAUGUUCUACUGUGCACAAGAGAUCGGCUAUGUUGCACAAGAUCUCAAGGUCACACUUGAAGCUGGACGCACCCAAUACCUUCGCAUUGCAUAUGGAAGGGAUAGAAGCUUGAAUGGCUAUCUGGCUCGUGCAAUCGCAAGGUUUACCAGCACAGAGUGGAAACCACGUUAUCGCAGUUUGCUAGCUGAUAGGCUUGGAGAAUUGAAUGCCCAAAUCAGUUUGCUCAGACGCCGUGGAAUGUGCCAGGAAAUGGCCAAUGCAACAUUUGAUGUGAUGCGACAAUUCUACGGAGGUGAAGGGUCUGGACUGCCUGGCUAUGUGAAGCUUAGUGAUGCACUGGCGCAUAGCUGCGUUGAAUCAAAUGGCGCAGGGAUCUUGCACACAGAAGAUGAUGAAGAGCCGAUCUACUUGAUCGCUGAAUGCAUGCCAAGAGCACCAAUCACACAGCCAACGGGUGAGGUGCUACGUGUAAUCAGCAGCAUGCCCAAGAAAGCAAUCUACAGGUAUUGGCAUUUGCUGGCCGAGAAUUUCCCAGAUAUCAACGGUUUGCACACAGAGAAAACGAGAGAUAGAGAAGUGGCUCGUGAGCAUAUCGGCGAUUGCAUGGCACAGCUGCCAAAGCAUCUUCAGCAUGCUGAUCGGAUGUCAAGGAAUGAGGCGUUCAGGAAUUGGGUACACAAGUGGGAAAAGGCUUACAAAACAGCCUACGAUGCACAGAAUGUGAAAAGGAGCAUUGACCCAAGAAGCCUCAGUCUUGCAAAACAAUUCGCAACUGAAGAUGUCGAAAUCUUGGAAGUGAUUGCACAUGGGCAUGAUCUCGAUUUUUCCACAAGAUCACAGUACGAGCGGUUGACUGGAGCAAUUGAGCGCAAAGGCAUCAGAAUCACAACCUUUGUGACCACUGCGAUCAAGAGGGCAGCGGUAACAAACCGAAUCAAAUAUGUGAUGCCGUUCAUUGACGGAGACUUUGGAGGGUAUUCAGAGCCAGCAGUAUUGAAGUUGGUGCUUGAUGGAAUCCAAUUCAACCAAAUGGCAGGAAAGAUGCUGCCAGCUCAGUUUUUGUCUGUGAUCCGAAACAGAGCCAUUUACAAUUUCGAAAUCAUCAGUCGUGACCUCGAUCUGAUGAGAGCAUUUGUCUAUGCCUACGAAGUAUACAUGUACAGAAAUUUCAUGGCUAGACCACUUUUCCAGAGGGGACCUUUCGCCGACUUGUCUCCGGCAGAGCGGCAGAAGGCCAUCAGCCAAGCGCUUCAAACUGAGCAGAGUGCGGUGCAACUGGUCCAAUGGCUGCGCGCUGGAGAGGUCACCGAUCAUCGCUACAUGGAGGUUUAUGCCUGCCCAGCUUCAAGCAACCUCUCUCGCACUGAGGCUUAUCGCAACGGGAGCUUGUACGGUGUUGAUGCUGCUUCAGUCUUCGCAGUCUGUUGCUUGCAGCCAAGGCCCAAGGAUCAUAUCUUGGAUCUCUGUUGCGCGCCAGGUGCCAAGCUUUGCACGCUCAGCGAUGCAGUUGGAUCUGAUGGCACAGUGACUGGUGUCGACGUGGCCGAGCAACGACUUGCAGCGUGUCGCACAGUGCUGCGCAAGUACGGCAUCUCCAAUGUGAAGCUCUCGCUGGGCGAUGGCACCACCUGGCGGCCGAACACGGCGGAAUGGCGCGGUCAACGUGGUCGCAAACGGCGCUUCGAGGAGAAAGCAAAGGCCAUCUCUGCCGGACGUGAUGCAACGGCGGCGGCCACGGCCGACACGGCCAACACGGCCGACAGGGCCGACACGAACGAAACCUACGACCGGGUGCUGGUGGAUGCGGAGUGUGGGAGCUCAGAUCUGAAGUUUGAAGUUAUACAAAGUGGCCGUGUUCCUUGGAUCCGACAGGAGGGUCUCUUUGACCUUCAACUGGGUCUUCUUUCGAACGGUUUCGCUUUGCUCAAGGAGGGCGGUUACCUGGUGUAUGCGACCUGCUCGCUGUGUCAGCGGCAAAAUGAGGAUGUGGUGGAUUCCCUUCUGAAACAGAAUCCCAGUGCUGCCCUCUCCGCUCUUCCCUUGCCGCUGUGUGCGGCCAACCUUAGAGAGCCCAGCUCCUCUGCACCAGCAAGGCCCUCCUUGCUGGAAGCUGGAGGGCCGAAGGGCGGUGGACAGUACUGCACUGCCCGCUUUGAUCCUGUGACCUCUGGAACGAGCGGAUUGUUCAUUGCACGCCUCCAGAAAUUGAAGGCAGUCGAGCAGAUCUCGAAAGCGGAAAGUCCAGGCCCAGCAGUUGCUCCGCACUGCCGGUGA
Cladocopium goreaui is the source of this 3804-nucleotide messenger RNA. NCBI's taxonomy places the organism in Eukaryota, Dinophyceae, Suessiales, Symbiodiniaceae. The record is from the annotation of a GenBank genome assembly.